Entrophospora sp. SA101 is the source of this 210-nucleotide messenger RNA. Lineage: Eukaryota; Fungi; Glomeromycota; Glomeromycetes; Entrophosporales; Entrophosporaceae. The record is from the annotation of a GenBank genome assembly.
AUGCUUCAAGAAGAAAUUGAGGAUGCAAUUGAAGAUAAUAAACCAUUUGAAUUUGAAUGGUUUCUUAUUAUAACAAAAGUUUAUAAAGGAGUUGAAUCUAUGGCAGAUAAAGAAUUGGAAGAGGAACAACAAAUAGGAAAAAGAAAGAAGACUAAAUUGCCUUCCCAAGUAAUUGGCACUACUCCAUCAUCUAGAUCUGCAAUUUUCUAA